Tupaia belangeri chinensis (Chinese tree shrew) is the source of this 5633-nucleotide messenger RNA. It is a transcript of the gene COL11A2, whose product is annotated as collagen type XI alpha 2 chain. Gene Ontology annotation, biological process: extracellular matrix organization. Gene Ontology annotation, molecular function: extracellular matrix structural constituent conferring tensile strength. Gene Ontology annotation, cellular component: collagen type IX trimer. The transcript has 67 exons. The record is from RefSeq and is a predicted model, not a curated record. NCBI's taxonomy places the organism in Eukaryota, Metazoa, Chordata, Mammalia, Scandentia, Tupaiidae.
CAGCCAUGGAGAGGUGCAGCCGCUGCCGUCGCCUCCUCCUGCUCCUACCUCUGGUGCUGGCUUUGAGCGCAGCCCCGGGCUGGGCAGGUGCACCCCCUGUGGAUGUGCUCUGGGCCCUGAGGUUCCCUUCCCUCCCUGAUGGUGUCCGGAGGGCGAGAGGCAUCUGCCCAGCCGAUGUAGCCUAUCGAGUGUCACGGCCCGCCCAGCUCAGCGCACCCACUCGCCAGCUCUUCCCAGGAGGCUUUCCGAAAGACUUCUCUCUGCUGGCCGUGGUCCGGACCCGCCCUGGUCUCCAAGCUCCCCUCCUGACUCUCUACAGCGCCCAGGGGGUCCAACAGCUGGGCCUGGAGCUGGGCCGACCUGUCCGCUUCCUGUAUGAGGACCAGACUGGUCGGCCUCAACCCCCAGCUCAGCCCGUCUUCCGGGGCCUCAGCCUCGCAGAUGGCAAGUGGCACCGUGUGGCUGUGACUGUGAAGGGCCAGUCUGUCACUCUCAUUGUGGACUGCAAGAAGCGAGUCACCCGGCCCCUUCCCCGAAGCUUACGCCCAGUGCUGGACACCCGCGGGGUGGUAAUCUUUGGUGCCCGAAUCUUGGAUGAAGAAGUCUUCGAGGGUGAUAUCCAGGAGCUUGUCAUUGUUCCGGGGGUCCAAGCUGCCUAUGAAUCCUGUGAACAGAAGGAACUAGAAUGUGAGGGGGGCCAGAGGGAAAGACCUCAGAACCAACAGUCUCACAGAGCCCAGAGAUCCCCAAAGAAGCAACCAUCAAGACUGCAUAGGCCACAAAACCAGGAACCCCAGCAACAGCUCACUGAAUCUCUCUACUAUGACUACGAGCCCCCCUAUUACGAUGUGAUGACUACGGGGACAACCCCUGAUUAUCAGUACCCCACCCCAGGCGAAGAGGAAGGAAUCCUGGAGUCAAGCCCCUUGCCACCCCCUGAGGAGGAGCAGACAGAUCUCCAGGUCCCCCCCACAGCUGACAGGUUCCAGGCAGAGGAGUAUGGGGAGGGUGGCACGGAGCCUCCAUCAGGGCCCUAUGAUUACACCUAUGGCUAUGGGGAUGACUAUCGUGAGGAGACGGAGCUUGGCCCUGCCCUUUCUGCGGAGACAGCCCACGCAGGAACCGCUGCCCAUGGACCCCGGGGGCUGAAGGGAGAGAAGGGAGAGCCUGCGGUGCUGGAGCCUGGUAUGCUUGUAGAAGGGCCCCCUGGCCCAGAAGGCCCUGCGGGAAUGACUGGUCCUCCUGGCAUCCAGGGGAACCCAGGCCCAGUUGGAGACCCUGGCGAGAGGGGUCCCCCUGGCCGAGCUGGCCUCCCUGGAUCGGAUGGGGCCCCUGGCCCCCCUGGCACAUCUCUUAUGCUCCCAGCUGAGAGGACUGGGGAGAGCGGUGGGCAGUGCAGCAGGAGGAUUUGGAGUGGAAGGGCACAUCUGGAGUGUGUGGGGGUUGGGAGUUGCUGGCUCUCCCUCAGCUCUGCCAUCUCCCCGGCUCCCUAGCUGGCGCUGCGUGGACCCCCUGGCCCCAUGGGAUACACAGGCCGCCCUGGACCCUUGGGACAACCUGGUAGCCCUGGCCUGAAGGGAGAAUCUGGAGACCUCGGCCCUCAGGGCCCCAGAGGACCUCAGGGCCUCACAGGCCCUCCGGGCAAGGCUGGGCGAAGGGGCCGAGCGGGUGCCGACGGAGCCCGAGGGAUGCCAGGAGAGCCUGGGGUGAAGGGUGACCGAGGUUUCGAUGGACUCCCAGGCUUACCUGGGGAGAAGGGACAUAGGGGUGACAAUGGUGCCCAGGGCCUUCCCGGGCCCCCCGGUGAGGAUGGAGAGCGGGGCGACGACGGGGAGAUCGGGCCUCGGGGGCUGCCUGGAGAGUCGGGACCUCGAGGCCUCCUUGGCCCCAAAGGCCCUCCUGGUAUUCCUGGGCCUCCGGGAGUCCGAGGCAUGGAUGGUCCCCACGGCCCCAAGGGGAGCUUGGGACCCCAGGGCGAGCCAGGACCUCCUGGGCAACAAGGCACUCCUGGGACCCAGGGUCUCCCUGGGCCCCAGGGUGCCAUUGGUCCUCAUGGAGAGAAGGGCCCUCGAGGGAAACCAGGGCUUCCCGGUAUGCCUGGCUCGGACGGACUCCCAGGUCACCCUGGCAAGGAAGGUCCCCCUGGAACCAAAGGAAACCAGGGUCCGUCUGGGCCUCAGGGCCCCCUAGGGUACCCAGGACCUCGAGGUGUCAAGGGCGUGGAUGGAAUUCGGGGUCUCAAGGGCCAUAAGGGUGAAAAGGGCGAGGAUGGCUUUCCAGGGUUCAAAGGUGACAUAGGUGUGAAAGGUGACAGGGGCGAGGUGGGAGUCCCUGGAUCCAGGGGAGAGGAUGGCCCCGAGGGGCCGAAGGGACGCACUGGACCCACCGGAGACCCUGGGCCCACUGGGCUCAUGGGCGAGAAGGGCAAGCUGGGUGUUCCUGGUCUACCUGGUUACCCCGGACGCCAGGGUCCCAAGGGGUCCCUGGGAUUUCCUGGUUUUCCUGGAGCCAGUGGAGAGAAGGGAGCCCGGGGCCUGUCAGGGAAAUCGGGACCUCGGGGAGAACGGGGCCCCACGGGUCCACGUGGUCAGCGGGGACCCCGAGGUGCCACUGGGAAGUCUGGUGCUAAGGGGACGUCUGGUGGUGAUGGCCCCCAUGGGCCUCCUGGAGAGAGGGGUCUCCCUGGACCUCAGGGCCCCAACGGAUUUCCUGGCCCCAAAGGGCCCCCGGGCCCCCCUGGGAAGGACGGGCUGCCAGGACACCCCGGCCAGAGAGGAGAAGUGGGCUUCCAGGGGAAGACCGGCCCCCCUGGUCCCCCAGGAGUGGUGGGACCUCAGGGAGCUGCAGGAGAAAGCGGCCCCAUGGGGGAGAGAGGUCACCCCGGCCCUCCAGGGCCUCCUGGAGAGCAGGGACUGCCUGGGACAGCUGGCAAAGAAGGGACAAAGGGUGACCCUGGUCCCACCGGGGCCCCAGGGAAGGAUGGCCCUGCUGGUCUGAGGGGUUUCCCAGGAGAGAGGGGCCUCCCGGGCACAGCGGGUGGACCUGGUCUGAAAGGAAAUGAGGGUCCGGCUGGCCCCCCUGGGCCUGCAGGCUCCCCUGGGGAGCGAGGUGGGGCAGGAUCAGGUGGGCCCAUUGGCCCCCCAGGGCGCCCAGGCCCGCAGGGGCCUCCUGGAGCUGCAGGAGAGAAAGGUGUCCCGGGUGAGAAGGGCCCCAUUGGUCCCACUGGCCGUGAUGGGGUGCAGGGCCCCGUUGGGCUUCCGGGUCCUGCUGGGCCUCCAGGUGUGGCCGGAGAGGAUGGAGACAAGGGCGAGGUGGGAGACCCCGGACAGAAGGGCACGAAAGGAAACAAGGGCGAACACGGCCCUCCUGGACCCCCAGGGCCCAUUGGUCCUGUGGGGCAGCCUGGAGCAGCGGGAGCAGAUGGGGAGCCUGGAGCUCGGGGACCCCAAGGACACUUUGGAGCCAAAGGCGACGAAGGAACAAGGGGAUUCAAUGGGCCCCCAGGACCCAUCGGCCUGCAGGGUCUGCCGGGCCCCUCCGGGGAGAAGGGAGAAACAGGAGACGUGGGGCCUAUGGGACCACCUGGCCCCCCAGGACCUCGAGGCCCAGCUGGACCCAAUGGUGCUGAUGGCCCUCAAGGCCCCUCAGGAGGUGUCGGAAACCUGGGUCCCCCUGGAGAGAAGGGGGAGCCAGGAGAGUCAGGGUCUCCAGGGGUCCAGGGCGAACCAGGUGUCAAGGGUCCACGCGGGGAGCGUGGGGAGAAAGGAGAGUCGGGGCAGCCCGGAGAGGCGGGGCCACCAGGGCCUAAGGGCCCCACAGGCGAUGAUGGACCCAAAGGGAACCCUGGUCCUGUCGGCUUUCCUGGUGACCCUGGCCCCCCUGGAGAAGGUGGCCCUCGGGGCCAGGACGGUGCUAAGGGUGACCGUGGAGAGGAUGGCGAGCCAGGACAGCCUGGAUCCCCUGGCCCCACUGGGGAGAAUGGACCCCCUGGACCACUUGGAAAGCGGGGUCCUGCUGGCACGCCUGGGCCGGAGGGGCGACAAGGAGAGAAGGGAGCCAAGGGGGAUCCUGGUUCUGUGGGUGCCCCAGGAAAGACAGGCCCUGUGGGUCCUGCAGGCCCAGCAGGAAAACCUGGCCCUGAUGGCCUGAGGGGACUCCCAGGCUCAGUGGGUCAGCAAGGCCGUCCUGGAGCCACAGGCCAGGCCGGGCCCCCAGGUCCUGUGGGACCCCCAGGGCUUCCUGGCCUGCGGGGCGAUGCUGGAGCCAAGGGAGAAAAGGGUCAUCCAGGUCUCAUUGGACUGAUUGGGCCCCCUGGGGAGCAGGGAGAGAAGGGAGACCGGGGACUUCCUGGCCCCCAGGGCUCCCCUGGACAGAAGGGAGAGACGGGAAUCUCAGGAGCAACUGGCCCCAUCGGUCCUGGAGGGCCCCCUGGGCUCCCCGGACCUGCUGGCCCCAAAGGAGCCAAAGGAGCCACAGGCCCAGCUGGACCCAAGGGAGAGAAGGGCGUUCAGGGCCCUCCGGGACACCCGGGUCCACCAGGGGAGGUGAUCCAGCCUCUGCCCAUCCAGAUGCCCAAGAAGACUCGGCGCUCAGUGGAUGGCAGCCGCCUAAUGCAGGAAGACGAGGCCAUGCCCACCGGGGGCGCCCCAGGCAGUCCCGGGGGGCUGGAGGAGAUCUUUGGCUCCCUGGAUUCCCUGCGGGAGGAGAUCGAGCAGAUGAGGCGGCCAACAGGGACCCAGGACAGCCCCGGUCGCACCUGCCAGGACCUGAAGCUGUGCCACCCUCCUUACCCGACAGGGGAGUACUGGGUUGACCCCAACCAGGGCUGUGCUCGAGACGCCUUCCGGGUUUUCUGCAACUUUACAGCAGGAGGGGAAACGUGUGUGACACCCAGGGACGACGUCACGCAGUUCUCCUACGUGGACUCGGAGGGCUCCCCGGUGGGGGUGGUCCAGCUCACCUUCCUGCGGCUGCUAAGUGUCUCAGCCCACCAGGACGUCUCCUACCCGUGUUCUGGCGCAUCCCGUGAUGGUCCUCUGAGACUACGGGGAGCCAACGAGGACGAGCUGAGCCCCGAGACCAGCCCCUACGUCAAGGAGUUCAGAGACGGCUGCCCUAUCGGAACCUUCCCAAGGCCUCAUCCCAGCUGGGACGCCCCUUCCUGGUUGGACGCACAGCUGCAGAGGGAGGAGGGAGACCGCAUAUGCGCGUAUGCGGGUUUAGCACCCGCAACCUUUGGGGACUGCCUUGCGCCCCCAUCAGCGGGCCGAGGAGGCAGCGCCCUCCGCUCCUCCCGAUCGCGAGAUCGGUCUAAACGGGCUGUCCCACCCGCCUCGCCGCACCCACUCCCGGCGGCGCAGGGCCAGGCUGAGGUUUCUCUGGCGCGCACUCGGCAGUCGGUGCCAAACCCACAGAGUCGCCUCCAGAGCACAAACGGGAGUGUCCCCAAAGGUCUCUUCUGCCGAUUUAGCGAGUGUGCCAACCAACACCGCAGAACAGUUAUGAAGGAGCUGUGCCAAGUGGCAGCGCAGGAUGCCAGGACCACAGCCCUCUCCUUGCCGCAGGCUUCUCCCUCCCCUCCUGCUGCCGCUGCUGCCGGGGCCUGGCGCUGGGAAAGAUGGGAGGAGUCUUAG